GGUGGUACAAUUGUCAUGGAUGCUGAUGCUACAACAGCAUUGCGCAAACAGGGAGUUGCUUCAACAGAUGACAAAUUCAAAUUUAUUUGGUUCAAGGUUUGUGAAAGGCUGACUUCGGUGCUUCAGAACAAGAUGAGUAAUUAUGAUACUGAUGUGUUCAUGCCUAUCUUUGAUGCAAUCCAAAAGGCAACUGGAGCUCGGCCCUAUAGUGGAAAAGUUGGGCCAGACGAUGUGGACAACAUGGACAUGGCUUACAGGGUUGUUGCUGAUCAUAUUAGAACUCUUUCAUUUGCCAUUGCUGAUGGGUCUUGUCCAGGUAAUGAGGGGCGUGAGUAUGUUUUGAGACGUAUUCUUCGUCGAGCAGUUCGAUAUGGAAGUGAAGUUUUAAAAGCUCAAGAAGGAUUUUUCAAUGGACUUGUGAGUAUUGUGGUGAAAGUGAUGGGUGAUGUCUUCCCGGAGCUAAGACAACAUGAACUACGAAUUAGGGAGAUAAUUGCAGAGGAGGAAGCAUCUUUUGGGAAAACUUUACUAAAGGGAAUUGAGAAAUUUAAGAAGGCUGCUCAGGAUGUACAAGGAAAGAUAUUGAGUGGGCAGGAUGCUUUUAUCUUAUGGGAUACCUAUGGAUUUCCAUUAGAUUUGACUCAGUUGAUGGUGGAAGAGAGGGGCCUGCUAGUUGAUACUCAGGGUUUUAACAAUGCUAUGGAUGAGGCGAGGGAAAGAUCAAGAAGUGCUCAAAAUAAGCAAGCAGGUGGUACAAUUGCCAUGGAUGCUGAUGCUACAGCAGCAUUGCGCAAACAAUCCAAAAGUCUAUUAGUUGCAGUUUUAGUUAUUGUUCUCUCAAUCUAUUCUUUUUCUUUCUUUCUUUCUUUUUUUCCAAAGGAUGAUCAGUGUAAUAAUUAAGCUUCAUAAUUUCUG
Cucumis melo (muskmelon) is the source of this 915-nucleotide messenger RNA. RefSeq names its product alanine--tRNA ligase-like. The record is from RefSeq and is a predicted model, not a curated record. Gene Ontology annotation, biological process: alanyl-tRNA aminoacylation; tRNA modification. The coding region runs from base 16 to 900 and encodes 294 amino acids. Gene Ontology annotation, cellular component: mitochondrion; cytoplasm; chloroplast. Gene Ontology annotation, molecular function: aminoacyl-tRNA deacylase activity; ATP binding; nucleic acid binding. NCBI's taxonomy places the organism in Eukaryota, Viridiplantae, Streptophyta, Magnoliopsida, Cucurbitales, Cucurbitaceae. The transcript has 8 exons.